AUGAACUUGAAAUUACUAGUCGAUGUGGCGUAUCCGGCGCAAAUGGAAACGGCUGGGGCGCCCUCAUCAGAGCGACAUCCGCGUAAGUCCCUCACCGAUCCGUAUAUGCGAACGUCGGAUUACAUGCAUCGCGACCUGGCGAUUGGGACGAUGAUCGCCUGCGUGCUGAUCACACAACGGCGUGUUACGUCGCCGGCUGUACGUCCACGCCAAGUUAUAGAAUAUUCACCCCCGCGGGUGCUCUCGAGGUCACGCGCCAUGAACCAUGCUAGCUUUACGUGCAGAUCGGUGCACUAUCACAUGGGCCGACACUGGAACACGAAAACGCCAUCAUCCGCGACCCCCGCGACUAGGAUAGUAGAUACUCUCUCUAAUCGACGGGUACGAAAUGUUCAAGAAUUCGUCUACAUCGUGGUACGGCAGCGGGUGGGUAUAAAACGUGGCCUCGCAAGG
Iphiclides podalirius (scarce swallowtail) is the source of this 453-nucleotide messenger RNA. The record is from the annotation of a GenBank genome assembly. Lineage: Eukaryota; Metazoa; Arthropoda; Insecta; Lepidoptera; Papilionidae.